Molecule: messenger RNA, 3829 nt
Organism: Pocillopora meandrina
Lineage: Eukaryota; Metazoa; Cnidaria; Anthozoa; Scleractinia; Pocilloporidae
Source: the annotation of a GenBank genome assembly
GGAAAGGAGAUCCAACAUGGCGACCUCUCGUGGUCCGCUUCGCCUGGGAUGGACUCUACGGGUUUUGUCCAACACUCAUUCAGCUUUACGUAAGAUAAGUACCUCAGCUUUCAACAGAAAUACCUUCAGAGUAAUACUUUCGACACAGAGACGAUUUUAUAGCGCAGAAGCACAGCCAGAAGAAGUUGAUACAAAGGUAGAUUCACCUAGGAAUCUACUAGAAGUUUACGAGGUGGAACCUACUUUACUGCAAGGUCCCAGGAAAAAGCCUAUUUCUCAAGAUUAUGUCGAGCAAGAAAUUGAAAAAUCACGAAAAAUCCGAUCCAGAGUUCCAGUGUGUAUAAAUCCUGUAGAUGCUCAAUGGACUCCUGAAUCUAAACGGGUUGGGUUGGUAGGAGUCAAGUUGGGAAUGAGUUGUUUGUGGCUCAAGGAUGGAACAAGGAAGCCUGUCACCCUGGUUGAGGUAAUAACGGCUUAAGAUUGGAGUUCAAAUUACUUUUUUUCACCCCUCUGACUUUUAUUUUCGAAAAUACUCAGAACUGAUUAAUAAUAAUAUUAAUAAUGAUGAUAAUGAGCAAUUAUUGGAUAAAGUGGAGCCUGAUAUCAUGAAUUAUUAUCAAUAUACACGGCCAAAUAGAAAAUCGGCCUCUUCAAAACACACGCUCAGCGGGCCGCAAAAGACUGACAGCGGGCUGCUAAUGCAUUAUCAGCCCUACAGCUGAUUGGUUCUUGCUUCAUCAUCUGAUGGACAUUUUGGACAUUUUUAAGGUUAACUUUGUGAUAUGCCUAUUAUUUAUAGACGAUUUUAAGCAUUUUUUUGGUAAUUUUCAAUAAGUUCACUGGACUGAGUUGAUUCUUUAAUAGCUUGUUCAAUCAACACUUACAUGAUGAUUUGAAGUGACUUUGAAUUCAUCAUUCACUUAGCUUGUAUUAUUAAAACUGGCAUUCUUGAUAUCAUUUGGCCUUGUUUAUUGAUAAUAAUGAUAAUGACAUGACUUUUUGAGGGAAUAUUGUUUAUUUGCGCCCUUGUAGUGUCAUUUGUGGCCCUCGUGCUUCGCGCUCAGGCCACAAAUGACACUACGCGGGCGCAAAUAAACAAUAUUCCCUCAAAAAGUCAUGUUAUUCCCUUAUUAUCAAUGCCAAGGUCAUCAUUAUAACAGUUACAGGUUAACUGUUAUAAAAAUUAAUUCUUAGAUUAAGGAUUGUCAAGUUGUUGCAACAAGAAUCAGCAGAGAACUUGGUGGCAGAGAUGAUUCAACAGAGCUUCAGGUUGGAGCAGUGGAAGAAACUCAGUUGUAUAAUGUGAGUAAAAUAAACCUCCAUGUGCUGGUUCCUAAUUCUUCCCUCAAGGUGCCAUAGAUUUCCUCAUAAUUAAGUUCAGAAAUCUGGUGUUAAAUUAUUACUCUAGCUGAUACAUUUUUCUUUCCUCUUUUUUUUUUUCUUUUUAAUCACUUGUAAGAGUUGAGUGAUUAGUGAUUCAGCAAAUUUAGAUAAAAUGUGCUUAAAUAUAAUAGACAAAUUUUGUUUAAGACUGGUUUUUGGUUAUGUUGGAGUUCAAGUUUGGGUGGUAGUCAGGAGUGCAGGCCCUAGUUGUUUGAACGUCGGAUAACUCUAUCCUCUAGAUAAAUCUCUAUCUAGUGGAUAACACUAUACAUUUUUUUAUCACUUAUCUGCUGGAGAGCUAUUUAUCUGUUGGAUAGUAUUAUCUGCCCUUUAUACAACUGGGCCCAGAAUGAUACAAUCAAGUACAAAUCAAAUUAAAAGAAUUGAAAGUGGAAUGCUAAUACUUUUGAUGACUCUUUGGCCUAAAAUUUAGUGAAAACAGAAUUGCUGGACUUGUAAGAUUUCAAGAACCUUAAGAACUGCAUUUCUGGCUGGUCAGGUUUUCCCUUUUCUUCCAACUCUGACAAUGAAUUAUUUACCAAAUCAUAAGUGUUGCAUUUACAUAGGCAGAACUGGGAGACAAUGGAAAUAUUCUCAUAUUUCUAACUGCAAUCAUUUUGAGUCUGUGAUGGCACUUACCAUUCCAGCUUCCAAUUUUCACUAGAUUGUAAGGCCUCCCACCAAAGCAACUGCAACUCGAACUGUAACUUUUUCUCAAGCACUUGUAAAAAUUAGUGUUCUUGAUUCAUUGUAAUUAAUUAAACAUCUGGCAUUCACUGCUGAAAAAUUUUGCCCAGACCCUGUCUAGGUCAUCAUACCUCCCUCUUUUACAGUAUUAUCAAAUUAAUCUUCCCCUUUUUUGCCAUAUAGGUCAGAAAAUCUCAAUAUGGACACUUCAAGAAAUAUGGCAUCAAUCCAAAGAAAAAGGUUGCAAGUUUUCCUGUUACAGAAAAUGGUCUUCUUCAUCCUGGUAUGAAAAGAGAAAAUAGAUCUUUAAAGUUGAUCACUAAUUUGUCUGGUUUCAAUGCUGUUUUUGAGAUAAUAAAAUACUGAUAAAGCAAGGAAAAGUCACCUUCUGGAAGUGAAAAUUACCCUCUGCGAGCAAAUGAGGCUAUUCCAUAAUUGAUAUUUGGUUUGAGUUGCUGUGUUUAUAUUUUGUUUUAAUUUUAACAGGAACACCCCUUUAUGCAACUCACUUCUAUCCUGGUCAGCAUGUUAAAAUUCAAGGAGUCACGUAGGUUACUUUCUUCUCUCUUCAUUUUAAACCCAUUAAAACAUCUAUAACAUGCUUUUUAAAGAGUUAGCCAGAGAUGUAACUUUCAGCAUUUAUUUAUUGGUCUUUAAAUUUUUCUGGUGGUCUAUGUGCUCUUUCCCUGCUUAGGAAAUUUGCCAGCAACUGCUGCUCAGUGAUCCUCUUUCAAAUACUACUUGGAUUUCAGUUUCUGGUAACAUAAUGCAUUCUUUUUUUCUCGUGAACAAAGAAUUGACUGGGGAUUUCAAGGUGUGAUGAAAAGGUGGAAGAUGAAAGGCCAACCAGCUUCUCAUGGCCAUUCAAAAACACACAGGAAAAUGGGAGCAACAGGAGGCGGGCAGGUAUGAAACACAGACAAAUCAUGUAAUCUAGGUCAUUGAAUAUACAGAUAGUUUUGGGAUAAAAACAUGGCAAGUCUAUCAUAGCUGGGCCAGCUGUCAAUAAAGAGGAUUAAAGAAUGAAGCAAGCAAAUAUGGCCUGUGUUGGGGAAGGAAACUUGCUCUUGCUUUUUCUGUUUCCUCUAUUAUAGAAGAGCUUGACAUUAAUUUUAGUUGUUUCCCGUCAGGUUAUGCCCUGAUGGCAUUGAAGCCUUUUUUCUUUACAAGAUAUGUUUGUGACCAUUUGUUGGUAGCAGUAACCACUCAACAAGGAGCAGUGAAUUACUUUUCUUCCAUAAUUCAUUUUUUUUUCUGAUUUUAAAAUAAGGAUCCUGGAAGAAUCUGGCCAGGAAAGAGGAUGCCUGGUCACAUGGGAAAUAAUAGCUGUACAUUCCUUGCUGUCAAGGUAAUUUGAACAAGUAAUGUUUAUUUGGAAACUGUCAGAAUUCAAAUUAAAAUAGUACCUUGCUGUAGAUCCAAACAAAAAGGGUCUUAAAUAAAAUGUACAAUGACUGAACAAAUCAUAAGCCUUGUGUUAAGAAGUUUUUCAUUUUUUUUGUUCCAGAUUCUUCGUAUCAACACCAAGUACAAUAUCCUUUACCUCCUGGGAAAUUGUCCAGGCAAAAAGGGAAGCUUCAUUACAAUUCAGGAUUCUUACAAGCCACAUGGACACCCUCCUCCCUUCCCUACUUAUUUCCCAGAUCCCCAGGAUCCCCUCCCUGAGGAUAUGUUUGCAGAUGAUGUACAACAGUUUGAUGAGACAAUAUUUUUCACAAAACAGGACCAAGCCAGUGAAGCUGCACAGGAAAAUGCUUGA